Nannizzia gypsea CBS 118893 is the source of this 1092-nucleotide messenger RNA. RefSeq lists its product as hypothetical. The transcript has 3 exons. The record is from RefSeq and is a predicted model, not a curated record. Gene Ontology annotation, molecular function: hydrolase activity. Lineage: Eukaryota; Fungi; Ascomycota; Eurotiomycetes; Onygenales; Arthrodermataceae. Bases 1 to 1092 code for a protein of 363 amino acids.
AUGAUUGAACCCAUCCGAUGGCUUCACCCCCUCUUUGAUGCGUUAUUUGGCUUUGAUAUCCCCUUUACUUAUCGAUGGAGGCUUCUUAUACUACAACCAAUAUCUAUCUUGACCUGUGGGAUGAAAUGGCUGCCAUGGGUGUUCUCACGGAGAUACUUCUCUAUUCAAAUACCCUUACGCCGUAGGCCGGGUCAAUCGGUACGAGCCAUUGUGUUUUUGCCCCCAGAAGGGUCGAAGUCGUCCAUGGAAUCAUCCAGAGGGCUGCGGCCACUCCACCUUGACUUCCACGGCGGAGGAUUUAUUGGUGGCAACCCAGAGCAUGAUGCGGAAUUUUGCAGUGCUCUGUCUGAUGAGGUGGGCGCUGUUGUUGUGUCAGCAACUUAUCACUUCGCCCCGCGAUAUACCUUCCCAGUAGCCAACGAAGACGCCCAAGAUGUUGCCACUUUUCUCAUUGAAAACGCAGAACACCUAUGGAAAGCUGAUCCACGGGUCCUUACUGUCAGUGGAUUUUCCGCCGGUGGGAAUCUUGCACUUGGAGUAGCUCAAGGACUAGCUGGCACUGAUUAUAGUGUCAAAGGCUCUGUCACUUUUUACGCCCCAGUCGAUCUCCGGAAACCGCCAACAGAGAAACCAGCUCCCAAUGACAAGCCAGACCCACUGGAAGUCCUGAAGCCACUAUUUGAUGCAUACCCUAGCCGUGCUCGCGCAAAGAACAUGGAAAACCCGCUUAUGAAUCCAAUUUUGGCAGACAUUACUACUCUACCACCGAAGAUGGCAUUUGUCGUGCCAAAGAUUGACAUUCUAUAUGAGGAGCAAAUGUUGAUGAUUGGGAGGCUUAAAGCAGAGUACGAGCAGCUAAAUACUACUACCGGGGCAUCUACGACUGGGGCGGAUUCAGAAUCAAUAUUAGGACAAAGAACUAACAAUAUACUGGCUAAUACAAACGUCUAUCAAAUUAGCCAUCUUGAGUUCCCGGAGGGAUUUCAUGGAUGGCUUGAAGUACCAGAAGCUGCCAUUGGAAAUAAGGACAAGAACAAGGCCUUUUCAUAUGCGUUUGAUUUCUUGAAAGGGGUCUACCAAAACCAAGUUUAA